UGUGUUUUGUCUGUGUGUGUGUUGAAAUACGGAAAUCUGUGGGAAAAAAGUGCAUGAGUGGGAUGGAUCGUCUGUUAUAGCUUUAGUAUCAUUGUUUUAAAUACAUUGUUUUAAAUGCAUUGUUUUAUUACCAGUCAUAAUGCUGUAUUCUAUAUUCUGCUGUAAUGGUAUAUGCUCUUAAGUCAUAAUUUAGAAAUACGAGCAUGGAUGGAAACGAAGGGGUGUCAGUUUGGAAAAACUGUGUUUUUGGAGAAAGGUGUUUCAUCAUAGUCUCCAGUAUAGUGAUUUUAAUUUCUGUUUUAUUUAUUGUUUUAUUCGAUUGUAUGAGCGGAGUAUCAAUAUGUAUCUGCUAUAUUGCUGGUUGUUUUGGAGCACAUAUUUUGCUGAGGAAAGGGGACCCAUUACCUAAUGUGAUAAUGACUUUUAAACGACCAAAAAAUGAAAAUCUGAAUUCUAAACUUCGGACGGUGUGUUCUAGAUGCGGUGUCAUUGAAUGUAAGAGACACCGUCCAGAGUUAAAUGUAUAUACAUCUAAACCAUGGAUGAACUUGAAAGUGCCAAAGGAAGUUGACCAAGCUUUUGAAGAAAUAUUGAAUCUUGUGAUUGAAAAGCAUAUUUAUUCUUGGUAUAGUUCUUUAAGUAAAGAUGAAGAUUUUGUUCAAGAAAUUCGGACUUCAUUAAGGUUCCUUUUCUCUAGUCUUUUAAGAAGAGCUUUACAAGUAGAUAUUGUGCAACUCAUAACUGACAAAGCAGCUAAUGCAUUAUUGAAACACCUAGAUUGCUAUCUUCAAGCUAUGAAACUAGAAAAAGCUUCAACUAAUAUGGAAGAGAAAGUAUUGUGUUUUUUAGGCGAUAAGCUGCAUCCUGCAAUGCGAAGUCGUCAAGCAGAACUCGGUUAUUUAAGGCAGCUGACAUCAAAUCUCUUACCUUUUAUUGUGCAACAAAAAUAUCUGAAUUGCAGAACUGCGACAUCAUUGGUUCGAGAAAUUUUCUCUGGUAUUGUUUUCCUACCUGUGAUGGAUAUUAUUGCAGAUCCAGAUGUCAUUAAUCAUUUACUUAUUCUGUUUUUUGAUAAAACACCAAUGGCAAAUCUACCUGAUAGUACUGAGCCAAAGGUGGAAUUUUUAUCCAACUUCAUUUCUUCGCAUUCAGUCAACAGGAGACCAGUCUUAUAUACAGAUCUGCAAACGAUUUUAGAAGAUCAACGCUUGUUGUAUGUGUUCAUGCAGUUUUUAAAAGAAGAAUCAGCAUUAAAUGUUCUUCAGUUUCAUUUGAGUGUUGAUGAAUUUAAUACAAGAAUUUUAAAUCCUGAUUUGACCAAGGAAGAAUUAGAAGCAUUACAUUUACAAGCUCAGCAAAUGUAUAAUACCUAUUUUGCCUCUCAUGCUCUGGAUAGGAUAAAUUUUGAUGAUGAUAUAGUUCAAGAAAUUAAGAGCAUUAUUGCUGGUCCCCCAGAAAAUGUGAUCAAACUGAGAACAACAACCCCAUUAUUUAGAGCCUAUGAUCAUGCAUACAAAUUACUUGAAAAUACCUAUUGCCCUAUGUUUUUGCAGAGUGAUAGAUAUUUUAGUUUAUUGUGUGGAGAAAGAUGUGGCAAUUCAAAUGCAAGGGGACUAGGAAAAGGUGGGAGAAAAGAAAAUGCUGGUGUUUCAACCAUGUCAAAACUUGGAAACAAGUUGAAAGGGGUAUUUACAGCUCAUGUAGAUGAUGGGCAAAUCUGUGAAGAAGAACCUGGUGUUGACCUUGCGGAAGCUAUGUUUCCAGAUGGUUCUUCAAAUUUGGAUGGAACAGCAGAUGUUUAUACAAUGGAAGAUGAUCCAAGGUUAAAGAAAUUGAGUGCCUGGCGGGUUUUUAUUCCACAAGUAAUGAUGAGAAUGGACCAGAAUUGUAAAUAUUAUCAUACAUUUCGCAUAGAAGUCCAAAGGAUUGAUGUGAGAGAUGAUGAUAAUCCUGAUGAUUUACAUUGGACUGUAGAAAGGCGAUACACAGAAUUUUAUGUCUUGGAAGCUAAACUUACUGAAUUUCACGGAGAACUAUCUGUGCAACUGCCACCAAAGCGUUCUCAGCAAAAUAAAGGUUUAGCUUUUCUUGAAAGCAAAAGACCAGAAUUUGAACGUUAUUUGCAGACAUUACUGACUUUGCCUGCUUUGCAAGGAAGUGAAUUGCUGUUUCAGUUUUUGAAAUCUCCUACCCCAUUUACUACAAGUUUUUUACCAGAUAUUAAAAUUGGCAAGAUGAUAAAAACUGUUCCUAUGAAGCUAAUGAAAGAGAAAGGGCAGCAUUUACUUCCUUUCUUACAAGCAUUUGUAGCAUCCACAGAAGCUGCAAAACCAAAGCCUAGCAAAGAAGUAUGGAGAGAGAUGAAUGAAUCUACAUCUUCUAGUGCCGAUGAGAAGUUGAUCUCAGGAUUGUAUAAGAAUAAUUUUGCUUCCUUAAAUUUCCAAAGAGGCACAUUUUCUGGACCUUCUAUUCACUCUGUUAUUGAUUUAAAAGAAAUUUAUGAUUAUAUAGUAUAUAUAGCUGUUGAAGUUGUUCAUGUUCCUGAUUAUGUUAUUCAACUAUUUGCUACCUGUGAUAUAUUAAUAAGGCAAACUCUUCAGGCUGGUGUUGAAUGGUAUUUAGAUGUCAAACUACAGCAGGCAUUCAAGCCUCAAAGAUUGGCAGAACUGCUUAAUUUAUUACGUGAUGCUCUCUUUUUUGAAGAUGAUCCACCUCGAUCUAGAAGACAAAAAGCAGAACGAGCCAGACAAGCAUUGAAACAAACCAAAGAUUUUUUUCCUAGUUUCAUGAUCACAAAGAAAUUUGAUGAAAGUAUAAACUUGUUGUUUGAUAUAUUACAGCAUCCAUUACUUAAUAAACAAAUCUCCUAUGUACUUUUAGACAUCUUGGCUGUUGAACUGUUUCCUGAACUCUUGGAAAUGCACAGAACUGAUUCUGUAGCAUCUGCUAUGGAUUGACUGGACUAUAAUAUUUUAUAAAGUGUUGUACUGAAACAACAUUCCAACUGAAUAUAUGCUAGUCUUUUCCAUAUAUGGUUUAUAAAUGUACAUUCUCAAUUGUAAAUUAGUACAAAUGGAAUCUUAUUUAUAGCAACUGUUGCUGUCAAAUAAAUUGUUCUUUAUCUUCCA
This is a messenger RNA of Stegodyphus dumicola, 3128 nucleotides long. RefSeq names its product sorting nexin-14-like. The record is from RefSeq and is a predicted model, not a curated record. Lineage: Eukaryota; Metazoa; Arthropoda; Arachnida; Araneae; Eresidae. Gene Ontology annotation, molecular function: phosphatidylinositol-3,5-bisphosphate binding. Gene Ontology annotation, cellular component: late endosome. Gene Ontology annotation, biological process: autophagosome maturation.